GACCCUAUCUGUCUUCUUCUCCCUGCCGAAUCCCAGGGCUGUGGCUUGUCACGUAGCACUUGCUUGGGCUGGAUCCAGUUAAGGACGACAGGUGUAUGGGGCUGUGACUGCAUGCCCUUAUGUCCUGUUCCAGGCAUGGCCCACUGCCCCAUUUCUCCACAAGCCCUACAGACCCUCUCCUCCUGUUCCAAACCUUAAUUCUUUCUUUCUUUUUGGUUUAAAAAAAGAAAGAGGUCUCACUAUGUUGUCCAGACUGGUCUCAAACUCCUGAGCUUAAGUGAUCUUCCCACCCUUGGCCUCCCAAAGUGCUAGGAUUACAGGCAUGAGCCACCAUGCCUGGCCCCAAACCUUAGUUGUUUUAGAAACAAAGAUGUCAGUGGUAAGAAGCAGCUGGAAUUGUAUCCUGUUCAGUGGCUCAGAAUGAGACUAAGACUUCCAAGGCCAUCUCAACAUUGAAUAGGGGAUGGGUGUGCUCAGUUGCUCCCACAGAUGUGAAUGAGGCUACUUAAUGCCACACUCUUUCUUUGGUUGAAUGGUGAUCCCUCUCAGACCUUUCUCCUCCCCUAAAAGAAUUAAGCUGAUUGGUCCGAUCCCAUGUGGGCUGAGUGCUUGUUGGGUGUCUGGCACCAUGUGGGUAUGGGGUGGGCUGCCAACCCGAAGACCUAGGGUCUUCCGAUCUAGUGGGGUGGGAAGACAGCAUGCAUCAUCCCAUGGACUGUGCAUCCUAGUAUUGAAGCAGGGAGGCCUGUGUGCUCUAGGCUGGGGCCGUCAGACCUUGUUUAUGGCUGCCCCUGUUCACUGGUCUACAUCAGUUUUGGAGUCAGGGCAUUCUCUGUGUCAGAGAUGUGCGUGCCUGGAGGGCAGGUUGGGGUGGGAGCAGCCUUGUAGCUUCAAGAUGGGGUGCGGGAAGGAUCAAGGAUUUCGCCUUCUCUGGAGCUUCCAGGGCUAGCAGGGGUGCUUUCUGUUCAGUCCAGUGAAGAAGCCGGUCCUCAGGUCAGCAGCGGGUGGGGUUCUGAGUCUGCCUAGUGUUGGGUAGGGGGUGGUGAGGGGAGGCAGCUGCUUUGGGAGGCCAGCCACAGGCUGCUGACAGGCGGCUCACAGACCAGCGAACAGAGUGAGAACAGACAGGAGGCAUCCCUUGGGAGCAGCCGGGCCCACCUUGCUGGUUGAGUGGGGUCCUCCCAUGACAGUGACCAGGCGGAGCUGGUGCCUGCUGCCCUUCCUCUUCUCCCCGGCCUUGGCCCCUCCUCUUAAAGAGGCCCUCGGGUUGGGCUGGCGGCCCAACAGGACUGGGGCUCAGAGGGAGCGGCGGCUUUAAGGGUGGCUGGGGUCGGUCUCCUGCCCCCGCCCCUGGUAGUCUGAGUGGCUGGAGCCCGAGCCCCGCCCACUCGCCCCAAGGCUUCCCGGCUCCGGGAGCGCCUCUGGGGAGUCGGAGCCCGGAAGCUGGAGCCACCUGCGGCCCUGACCCUCUAAUCUGCACCCUGUGAGCCACCAAGACUGAACGAAGCCCAGGAAGCGGCGCCACCAACCGGCCUCGCAGAGGCAGAGGCCCUGGAGCAGUGACAGCACAGGAGAUCCGCUGGCUCAGGGGAAGGGGAGGAAAGAGGAAAACAAAGGGAGUGAUCGAGUGAGCCUCGCCCCGCCCUCCCUGUGCCGGCCCAUGAUGUGUCAGUCAGAGGCGCGGCGAGGACCAGAGCUCCGCGCGGCGAAAUGGUUGCACUUCCCCCAGCUGGCCCUGAGGCGGAGGCUGGGGCAGCUGAGCUGCAUGUCCAGACCCGCCCUGAAACUGCGCUCCUGGCCCUUGACCGUCCUCUACUACCUCCUGCCCUUCGGCGCCCUCAGACCGCUCAGCCGGGUGGGAUGGAGGCCUGUAAGCAGGGUGGCUUUGUACAAGUCAGUGCCGACACGCUUGCUGUCACGGGCCUGGGGUCGCCUCAACCAGGUGGAGCUGCCACACUGGCUGCGCAGGCCCGUCUAUAGCCUGUACAUCUGGACCUUCGGGGUGAACAUGAAAGAGGCCGCUGUGGAGGACCUGCAUCACUACCGCAACCUCAGCGAGUUCUUCCGGCGCAAGCUGAAGCCGCAGGCCCGGCCCGUCUGUGGCCUGCACAGUGUGAUCAGCCCAUCGGAUGGAAGGAUCCUCAACUUUGGGCAAGUGAAGAACUGCGAGGUGGAGCAGGUAAAGGGGGUCACCUACUCCCUGGAGUCGUUCCUGGGCCCGCGCACCUACACAGAGGACCUGCCCUUCCCGCCAGCCGCCUCGUGUGACUCCUUCAAGAAUCAGCUGGUCACCCGGGAAGGGAAUGAGCUCUAUCACUGUGUCAUCUACCUGGCCCCCGGGGACUACCACUGCUUCCACUCCCCCACGGACUGGACUGUGUCCCACCGGCGCCACUUCCCAGGCUCCCUGAUGUCAGUGAACCCUGGCAUGGCUCGCUGGAUCAAAGAGCUCUUCUGCCAUAAUGAGCGGGUAGUCCUGACGGGGGACUGGAAACAUGGCUUCUUUUCACUGACGGCUGUGGGGGCCACCAACGUGGGCUCCAUUCGCAUCUACUUUGACCGGGACCUGCACACCAACAGCCCGAGGCACAGCAAGGGCUCCUACAACGACUUCAGCUUCGUGACGCACACCAAUAGAGAGGGCGUCCCCAUGCGCAAGGGUGAGCACCUGGGCGAGUUCAACCUGGGCUCCACCAUCGUGCUCAUCUUUGAGGCCCCCAAGGACUUCAAUUUCCAGCUGAAAACAGGACAGAAAAUCCGCUUUGGGGAGGCCCUGGGCUCACUCUAGAGCCUCUUUCCUGAUUAUGGCUGCUAAGGGAUCUUUUCCAAAGUGAGGGUCUUUUAGAGAGGGAGGCCAUGAGGCCAUCCAGGUGAGGGCCUGCCUCAGGGUGGGUGAGAGUCUGACCAGGUAGGACUUGAAUGACUUGGCUCCCACCUGUUCCGGAGGUGCAGACAAGAGGUGGUGAGAGCCCCCGUCAUGCCCUCAACCUAUGCUGUUCCUUCUCCCUACAAAUAAAAAGUGCAGGCUGGAAUGAUCUGUCACAUUUGGAUCUUUUUAAACACCGUAUAGAUGGGAGAUCCUGCAUUCCCGACUGAACCUUCAGUUGGUCUCGAUUGUCAUUUUUUCUUGCUGCUCCUCCCCAUCACCUGGGCUGUUUUCCGUUGGCCCCUUUUGUUUUUUGGCCUUAACCCUCCUGCUGCACAGGGUGAGGUGCCUCCUUGGCACAGACUGUAGAUGCCUCUUCCCUCAGCAGAGCCACACAGCCUUCAUGACAACUGCUUUCUGUUCCCAAAUUCACCUCAUCCUGCUCUUUAGAAAAAGCAGUCUUUGCUUGUGGCUGAAUGCAUCACCCUGGACUCUGCCAGUGUCUUCUGAGGACACUGAUUAAUGAUACAGACCUCUGUAGGACCCGAUGAGUGACCUUCUGGAGCUGGCCAGGUCCAUCGUUGCAGCAGGCAAGACUAAUCACUGAACCUGCCUCAUAGCACCAGAAUGAACAGGGCAGGCAGGUGGUAGGCCCAGCUGGGGACAGGGGAGUGUUCCUGUCCUCCCCAUAUCCCUACAUGAAAUGUGGGAAAGUUGAUGCUAUUGAUUGAGGGUCUGUCUUGGAGGCAGAGGGCCCUUCGUGGAUAGUCGGUCAGUGCCUGGAAAACCUGUCCCAGUUAUCAGGAAUGCGGGCCUGGGGAGCCCCCAGUGGCGGGGACAGGGCCAGCGUUCAUGUUGACCCUGGGGACGCUGUGAAUUUCUCCUGCAGGAGAGCCAUCAUUGAACUUUUUCAACUGUAUCAGUAGCACAGUAUUUUUGUAUGAAAAGUGGAGACUUCUGAACAGUAAUUCAUUUAAUGGCAAAACAUUUUGAAAUAAAAAAAUAAAAC
Messenger RNA from Rhinopithecus roxellana (golden snub-nosed monkey), 3875 nucleotides. It is a transcript of the gene PISD, whose product is annotated as phosphatidylserine decarboxylase. Gene Ontology annotation, molecular function: phosphatidylserine decarboxylase activity. Gene Ontology annotation, cellular component: mitochondrion. The coding region runs from base 1661 to 2788 and encodes 375 amino acids. Gene Ontology annotation, biological process: phosphatidylethanolamine biosynthetic process. The record is from RefSeq and is a predicted model, not a curated record. Lineage: Eukaryota; Metazoa; Chordata; Mammalia; Primates; Cercopithecidae. The transcript has 8 exons.